AUGCAGGUUUUGGAGAUCCACCAAAGCGCGAGUAAAGAUGACAUUCGCAAGGCCUACCGCAAGGCCGCGUUGACCAACCACCCCGACAAAGUUCCCGAGGAAGAGCGGGAAGAAGCUUCCAUCAGAUUCAAGUCUGUACAGGAAGCCUAUGAUAUCCUCUACGACGAUGACAAGCGCCACCUUUAUGACACACACGGAAUGGGCGCUUUCAAUGGCUCCGGUGAGCCGGGAAUGGCGGGAGCACCCGAUCUGGAUGAUUUGCUCGCGCAGAUGUUCGGUGGUGGUAUGGGUGGUAUGGGUGGCAUGCCUGGUAUGGGAGGCAUGGGAGGUAUGCCUGGUGGUGGCCGCCCUCCCAAGCCCCGUCGGAGCCCGGACGAAGAGCAAGACUACGAAGUUAGUCUAGAGGAUCUAUACAAGGGCAAGACGGUCAAGUUCUCCAGCGUCAAGAACAUCAUUUGCGGACUGUGCAAGGGCAAGGGCGGCAAGGAGAAGGCUACCGCCAAGAAGUGUUCGACUUGCGAUGGUCAGGGCCACAAGGAAGUCUUGCAGCGUAUGGGCCAGUUCUUGACCCAACAGUCUGUCGUCUGUACCACAUGUAACGGACAAGGUUCAUACUUCUCCCCGAAGGAUAAGUGCAAGAAGUGCAAGGGCAACCGGACAACAGAGGAGAAGAAACUUCUGGAGAUCUACAUCCCUCGUGGUGCUAGACAAGGAGACAAGAUUGUGCUGGAGGGUGAGGCAGACCAAGUUCCCGACCAAGAGCCAGGUGACAUUGUUUUCAAGAUUGUCGAGGAAGAACACCCUGUAUUUGCUCGCGCUGGCUCUGACCUCCAAACGACUAUCGAUGUCACCCUGGCCGAAUCUCUGACCGGAUUCUCGCGUGUUGUGCUCAAGCAUCUGGACGGCCGUGGAAUCGAGCUCAACCACCCCAUCACCCCCGGCGCCAUUCUCUCACCCGGUCAGGUUCUCAAGGUUCCCGGAGAAGGUAUGCCAAUGAAGCGUACUGAUGCACGUGGAGACCUCUACCUGGUUGUCGACGUCAAGUUCCCCGAUAGCAACUGGAACCCUACUCCGGCGAUGAUAGAGAAGCUGAAGGAAAUCCUUCCUAAGCCAGAGGCCCCAAUCGUGGCCAGCCCUGUAGACGAGGUUACAUACGACCCCAAGGGCUCGAUCGACGACUUCGGUGCACAGGAUGGCGACGGUGGUUCUGGUUGGGAGGAUGAAGAGGACGAUGAACCAGCGCAGUGCGCAGCUCAGUAG
Penicillium olsonii is the source of this 1260-nucleotide messenger RNA. NCBI's taxonomy places the organism in Eukaryota, Fungi, Ascomycota, Eurotiomycetes, Eurotiales, Aspergillaceae. The record is from the annotation of a GenBank genome assembly.